Camellia sinensis is the source of this 579-nucleotide messenger RNA. The record is from RefSeq and is a predicted model, not a curated record. NCBI's taxonomy places the organism in Eukaryota, Viridiplantae, Streptophyta, Magnoliopsida, Ericales, Theaceae.
AUGGUUGGGCACGGGCAAAAUGAUGCGCUCAUGUGCCUUGUUUUUCCAUCGAGUUUGGGGGAGUUGGGCCUAAAAUGGUUCAAAAGGCUGCCGGAGGAGAGCAUCGAGGGAUGGCAACAGUUAGCAGAGGCAUUUGUCACCAGAUUUAAGACAAAUGCUAAAAUGCCCAAGGAAAUUGACCAUCUCUUGAGAGUAAAGAUGGAGCCAGACGACUCUUUGAAGGCGUAUAACACUAAGUAUUGGGAGACUUUCAACGAGAUCUUUGAUUGCCCGACCAACCUUGCAAUCACUCAAUAUAAGCGCGGUCUUCCAGUUGGACAUCGACUGAGAGACUCAAUCACAAUGAAUCAACCGUCAACCAUGGAAUUGCUCAUGCAACACAUUAAUGAGCACAUCCGAGUCGAAGACGAUGUAGCUACAGCUACCGUGACGACAAGUCCGGUAGUAGAGAGGCGGAUUUUGCUCGGCAAAAGGUUUGUUGAUGGUUUUGAUCAACUUUGGAAUUCCUUGCUGGACGGAUUUUGCUUGGCAAGAGGUUUGUUGACAAUUUUAUCAACUCUGGAAUUCCUUGUCGGAUGA